AAUCAAAACAUCAUGCGAUCGAGAGCAUAGAGUGGCUAGAUACUUCCGGUCAGCGGUAGACACCUCGACACACUCACUAACCUUCUCGGGCACCUCUACGAAUGCAUACGAAUGUCUCGGAAAACAAAGGAAGAGUAUCAUCGGUUCUUCUCUGUGACAGAUCCACGCACGCACGAAAAAGGACACACGGAGUAUAAAGUCUCUGCAAGGUUUGUGUCAAAGAAGAGGCCCGAGGACGUGAAAGAGGUGGUGGUAUGGCGGCGCUAUUCGGAGCUGAAGAAGCUGCACGGCGAGCUGGCGUACACGCACAGGAAUCUCUUCCGACGCCAGGAGGAGUUCCCACCCUUCCCUCGAGCCCAGCUCUUCGGGAGGUUUGAUGAAUCGGUGAUAGAGGAGAGGAGGAAGGCAGCAGAGGCAAUGUUACUCUUCACCACCAACAUCCCGGCCCUGUACAACAGCCCACAGCUGAAGGACUUCUUCAGAGGUGGAGAAGUAAGGAGACCCUUAGACCUUACUUCCCUCUCCUCUACCUCCCUACCUCCCCCCCUCAUACCUUUGCCGAAAAGGUCGGCAGAGUUUGGAACAGAGGAGGAGGAAGGGACAGAGGAACCAGUCCAGCCCCAAGAAGAGGGUUCAAUGCUGAAUGCUGAUCUAAGUGAGCCUGAGGCUGCGGUGGAGGCCUACAGUGAGAUGGAGAACAGUCCCACACAGAUAACGCCAACAAAGGAACAACCAGAGACACACAGUAGCACCGAACAGCAUGCUACAGCACCCAGCCUAGAUCCCACAGCUCUGGGUAAAUCAGAGACUCAGGAGGAAUUUGAUUUGCUGUUUGACUGCGUUGGGGAGGAACUUCUAGAGGAGGCCCCACCCCCUCUCUCAGACAGAGAUCUUGCCAUCUUUGACCCCUGUGCCAAAGAAGACCAUCCCAACAUGUCACGUGACCACUCGGAGCUCCUGUCUCUCCCGCUGGCUAAUCAUGGCAGCACACUAGGGCCCGGCGAGGAUGCGGGGUAUCUGACCCAGGCAGCCAAUGAGCUGAACGCAGCAAUGGAGAGGGAAAAGGAGGGGGAGUACGGAGCGGCCAUUCAGAGGUACAGGACAGCGGUGGACAUCCUUCUCCAAGGAGCCCAGGGGGACCCAGACACUCAGCGCAGGGAUUCGGUGAAGCGGAGAACAGCUCAGUACCUGAAACACGCUGAGAUGCUACUGUCCCUGCAGACUCCCACUCCCACUCCCACUCAGGAAAAGGACACAUAGGCAGGAACAUACACUCCGAAACACUUCAGCCAUGUAAUGCACUCCCACACCAAAACUUUCACCUCACUCAUUUUGAUUUGGACACCCAGCAAACACAUGGAGCCCAACACACAUUCAUACACAUACACAUACACACCUCACAUACACAGACGAACACAGCCUUACACUACAUACAUGCAUUCAGUUAGCUGGCUAGCACAAUGAAACAGCACAACAGUAAUCUUACAAAUUUCCUACAAAUUUAAAAGUCACAAUAAAACUGGCUACAGACAGAUUGUGAUAAGCCUUACUGAAGAAAAUUCAGCAACCUUCUCAACUUAAUUUAUUUUCCUCUCCAGGUCAAACUUCAUGUUUAGUGAUUUGGUGUAAAUGUAAGUAAUGUUUUGUUAAAUGUGUCUGGUCAUUUGAAAUAUAAUUGUUCUCUUUUACAGUAAAAAAGUAUUAUCAUUUGGAAUCAUCAGUUGUAAUACAGGUUGCCCACUAGGUGGCACUAGGUGGAAUUGGGAUGACCCCUCCAGACUUGUCCACCUGAGACAAAGGCAGCAACAAUGGACUUAUCGGUGUAUAGAGGGGCUCCUUCGAGAUCCCUAGCACCUUUACUGGAGCAGAGAGGGGGGAGGGGAAGAGAGAUAAUAAAACAGGAUGAGGGGAAAGCUCAGGUGAUUUAGGGAUAAGAGUGAAUGACUUCUAUCCUCCCCAGCAGAGGGGAAAAACACCUCUUUUUCUCUGUCUGUCUCUGUUUUUUCCUCUUUGUGUGCCCGCCUCUGGCCUGUUAUUUGGGAGACCUGAGAGAGGACAGGAACCGCUAGGGCUAGGAAAAAAAAGUGUGGAAAGCGAGGGAGUGUUGCUACAUUAGCAUGCAGUCCAUGUCCAUGUUCAGUCACUUUGGCACCACUCUCUCUCUCCCUCUCUGUCUCUCUCUCCACUGUCCUGGGCAAUUAUGCCAUCAGCGCACUCCAGUCAGAGAGAGAGGAUAAUUG
Molecule: messenger RNA, 2240 nt
Organism: Megalops cyprinoides (Indo-Pacific tarpon)
Lineage: Eukaryota; Metazoa; Chordata; Actinopteri; Elopiformes; Megalopidae
Gene: snx15
Product: sorting nexin 15
Exons: 8
Coding region: 112-1260 (382 amino acids)
Molecular function (GO): phosphatidylinositol binding
Source: RefSeq, a predicted model, not a curated record